AUGGAUAAGUCGCAGCAACCCAGCUCUUUCCAGCAGCUGGAAAAGCUGGGUGAAGGUACAUAUGCUACAGUCUUUAAAGGACGCAACCGCCAGACCGGCGAGCUGGUAGCGUUGAAGGAGAUUCACCUUGAUUCGGAAGAAGGAACACCAUCGACAGCCAUUCGAGAGAUCUCGUUGAUGAAGGAACUGAAGCAUGAGAGUAUUGUCUCACUUUAUGAUGUGAUUCAUACGGAAAACAAGCUCAUGCUUGUGUUCGAGUAUAUGGAUAAGGAUCUGAAGAAGUAUAUGGAUACGCGAGGCGACCGAGGUCAGCUGGACCACGCCACGAUCAAGUCAUUCAUGCACCAGCUCCUCAAGGGCAUCGCCUUUUGUCAUGAGAAUCGGGUUCUCCAUCGAGACCUCAAGCCUCAGAAUCUCCUCAUUAAUAAGAAGGGUCAGCUCAAGUUGGGCGACUUUGGCCUGGCCCGUGCUUUCGGCAUCCCUGUCAACACCUUCUCCAACGAAGUGGUGACACUGUGGUAUCGUGCUCCGGACGUGCUGCUGGGCAGCAGAACGUAUAACACGAGCAUUGAUAUCUGGUCCGCCGGAUGUAUCAUGGCAGAAUUGUAUACCGGCCGUCCUCUGUUCCCCGGGACGACCAACGAGGACCAACUGCAGAAGAUCUUCCGCCUGAUGGGCACCCCUUCGGAGCGUUCGUGGCCCGGUAUCUCUCAGCUACCGGAGUACAAACCCAAUUUCCACGUAUAUGCAACACAAGAUCUGGGACUUAUUCUGCCUCAGAUCGACCCCCUCGGACUCGAUCUGCUGAAUCGAAUGCUUCAAUUACGGCCAGAGAUGCGCAUUAGUGCAGCGGACGCACUGCAGCAUCCUUGGUUCCAUGACCUACCUCAAUUACAGGCUCAGUUGCAGCAGCAGCAGCAGCAACAACAACAACAGCAACAGCAACAAAUGGCUGGAGGUUACGGAGGGAUGGUCCCACCACAACAGGCAUACUAA
Aspergillus fischeri NRRL 181 is the source of this 996-nucleotide messenger RNA. RefSeq names its product cyclin-dependent serine/threonine-protein kinase phoA. Gene Ontology annotation, molecular function: ATP binding; cyclin-dependent protein serine/threonine kinase activity. Gene Ontology annotation, cellular component: nucleus; cytoplasm. The transcript is spliced from 3 exons. Lineage: Eukaryota; Fungi; Ascomycota; Eurotiomycetes; Eurotiales; Aspergillaceae. The record is from RefSeq and is a predicted model, not a curated record. The coding region runs from base 1 to 996 and encodes 331 amino acids. Gene Ontology annotation, biological process: protein phosphorylation.